Myotis myotis is the source of this 2198-nucleotide messenger RNA. It is a transcript of the gene FOXI1, whose product is annotated as forkhead box I1. Gene Ontology annotation, molecular function: DNA-binding transcription factor activity, RNA polymerase II-specific; RNA polymerase II cis-regulatory region sequence-specific DNA binding. Lineage: Eukaryota; Metazoa; Chordata; Mammalia; Chiroptera; Vespertilionidae. The coding region runs from base 47 to 1171 and encodes 374 amino acids. Gene Ontology annotation, biological process: regulation of transcription by RNA polymerase II; anatomical structure morphogenesis; cell differentiation. The transcript has 2 exons. The record is from RefSeq and is a predicted model, not a curated record.
GCUCCCUGUGCAGGUGGCAGCAGGUGCUCCGGAGCCCGGCCCCAGCAUGAGCUCCUUCGACCUCCCGGUGCCCUCGCCCCCGCACUGCAGCCCCCAGUUCCCCAGCAUCGGCCAGGAGCCCCCCGAGGUCAACCUGUACUACGAGAACUUCUUCCACCCGCAGGGCCUGCCCAGCCCGCAGCGGCCCCCCUCCUUUGAGGCGGGCGGCGAGUACGGGGCCACCCCCAACCCCUACCUCUGGCUCAACGGGCAGGCCAUGACCCCGCAGCCCUACCUGCCGGGCCCCAAUGCCAGCCCCUUCCUGCCCCAGGCCUACGGGGUACAGCGGCAGCUGCUGCCGGGCGUGUCCGGCAUGGGGGGCGGCGACCUGGGCUGGCUGCCCAUCCCGUCGCAGGAGGAGCUGAUGAAGCUGGUGCGGCCCCCCUACUCCUACUCGGCCCUCAUCGCCAUGGCCAUCCACGGGGCGCCCGACAAGCGCCUCACCCUCAGCCAGAUCUACCAGUACGUGGCCGACCACUUCCCCUUCUACAACAAGAGCAAGGCCGGCUGGCAGAACUCCAUCCGCCACAACCUGUCGCUCAACGACUGCUUCAAGAAGGUGCCCCGCGACGAGGACGACCCAGGCAAAGGGAACUACUGGACCCUGGACCCCAACUGUGAGAAGAUGUUUGACAACGGAAACUUCCGCAGGAAGAGGAAGAGAAAGUCCGACGUCUCGUCGGGCCCCGGGGAGAAGACGGAGAGCGGGCUCCUGGCGGGCAGCCCCAAGAGCGCAGACGCCCAGGACGUCUUGGAAGGCACCUCCCCGGGCUCCGCCGGCUCCCCCGAGCAGCGACCGUCCCCGGGGCCCCCGGGCACCCCAUGCCUCAACGGCUUCCUCUCCUCCAUGACGUCCUACGUGAGCGGGGCCAGCCCCGCCAGCCGCCCUGUGGCCACGCCGGGACUGAGUCCCGAGCCCACUGACAAGAUGGGGCAGAACUUGGGGAACUUCAACUCCUACACCCCACUCACCAGCCUCGGCGGCCACGGGGCCGGGGGAGAAUGGGCCAACCCCAUGCCCACCAACGCUCUGGGCUACGGAGGCGCUGUCCUCAACCAGUUCAGCCCCCACUUCUACAACAGCAUCAACACGAACAGCGUCCUCUACCCCCGGGAGGGCACCGAGGUCUAGGACUGCACAGUCCCUGAGCCACAUGGACGUGCCCGAGGUCCCCCGGCUGCCCAGACACCUCCGAGCUCCCAGACAGACACAGGAGGCUCAGAGCAAUUCCUCCUGUUUCCGGAACCCGGUGUCAACCUUCUGUGUCACCCAUACCUGGACACACACCCACAACUUGGCACUGGACAUGCUGGUGCCUGAGUGACAGUCACCAAGGCGGCCGGCCCUUUGUUGAGCACUUACUAUGUGCCUGGAGCCGUACUAGGCUCGGAAGGCCUAGCCACGCUUACUAUCUAGCUACCUUGUGGGGGUCCUAUGAAGGUCCUCAUUUUACAGAUGAGAAAACUGGGUCAUACAAACUGGUGCGUGGCAGAGCCAAGAGUCAGGUCCUGGGGGACUCCCACUUUGGGGGCCAGUGGAGGGAGGGGUGGAGGGAUUGACUGAGCAGCGAAGGAAGGUCCGGGAAAGCUGGUUGUGAUGAGCUCACCCACUGCCUCUGGCCUUCCAUCAGAACUUAGCACCAGCCCCGGGCACACGCCAUCCUGGUCCAAGUCGUGCUGUGGCCCCAGCUUCCCUGCAGCACUCCUUCCGCCGCCACUGGAGGCGGGCAGCCCAGGCCAUGCCCCCUCAGAGGGGCACCAUUUUCCCAGACCCGGAGACCUCCCGCAGGGCAGGGACAGGAGUGGUGCACCCCAAGCCCCCCACCCGGUGCUUCCCCACCCGCAAAGACCAGCUCCUUGUGUGCACGUCAUGGACCGGUGAGCGGGCGGCGGCUGAGCCUUCCAAGAGAAACAGGCCGGAGACCCGCUUCCCUUUCACAGCCCGAGAAGUGAGUGUCAGAACAGGCCUCACGGAGGGCCUGCUCCCGCCAGGGUCCAGGAGCAGCUCCUGGGACUGCUCUUGCUUCCGUAUGUACUUUACACGCUUCUGUAUGUACUUUACACGCUUCCAUAUGUACUUUACACACCUGCGAUCCUUCCUCACAGCACACCCUGGGAAGUGUUUUUUUGUUUUCUUUUUUUCUUUUUGAUUAAAACAA